GACUGCGAGGGGGAGGAAGCGGGAGCGCGGGGGGCUGCGGGGGCCCGGGCGGGGACGGAGCCGCGGGCAGGACGGGGACGGAGCGGCCACCCCGGGGGCAGGACGGGGCCGGAGCCACCACCCCGCGGGCACAGCCGGCCCGGGACGGCGGCGGCUGCGCCGAGGGGUCCCCGGCCCGUGUCCCCCCUCCCUUAGCGGCGGGAGCGCGGCGAUGGCGAUGCUGCUGCAGCCCGGGAUGCAGAGCCCGCGGAUGGGAGCCAACGGCGAGCGGGGCCCGACGCCCACCCCCCCCGGCACGCCCGGGACCCCCCACGAGAGCUGCAGCAUCGCCCCCCUGACGCCCUCCCAGUCACCCAGGAGCGAGGCCCGUUCCCAGCAGGGCCCCUCCUUCGCCGUGGUCGUGGCCAUCGACUUCGGCACCACGUCGAGCGGCUACGCCUUCAGCUUCACCAGCGACCCCGAGGCCAUCCACAUGAUGAGGAAAUGGGAAGGGGGGGACCCGGGGGUGGCCAACCAGAAGACCCCCACCAGCCUGCUGCUGACCCCGGAGGGCGCCUUCCACAGCUUCGGCUACACCGCCCGCGACACCUACCACGACCUGGACCCCGAGGAGGCCCGCGAGUGGCUCUACUUCGAGAAGUUCAAGAUGAAGAUCCACAGCACCAGCGAUCUGACCAUGAAAACCGAGCUGGAGGCCGUCAACGGGAAGAAGAUGCCGGCGCUGGAGGUGUUCGCCCACGCCCUGCGCUUCUUCAAGCAGCACGCGGUGCAGGAGCUGCAGGAGCAGUGCCCGGCGCUGCCCGAGCGCGGUGCCAUCCGCUGGGUGCUCACCGUGCCCGCCAUCUGGAAGCAGCCGGCCAAGCAGUUCAUGCGGGAGGCGGCCUACAAGGCCGGGCUGGUGUCCCCGGAGGAGCCGGAGCAGCUCCUGAUCGCGCUGGAGCCCGAGGCCGCCUCCAUCUACUGCCGCAAACUGCGGCUGCACCAGCUCGUCGAGCUCAGCUGCCGCCCCCCCAGCAACGGCCUGGAGGCCCCACACAUCGACUCCAGCUUCAGGCAGGCCCGGGAGCAGCUCCGGCGGUCCCGGCACAGCCGCACGUUCCUGGUGGAGUCGGGCGUGGGGGAGCUGUGGUCGGAGAUGCAGGCAGGUGACAGGUACGUGGUGGCGGACUGCGGCGGGGGGACGGUGGAUCUGACCGUGCACCAGAUCGAGAAGCCGCAGGGGACGCUGAAGGAGCUGUACAAAGCCUCGGGGGGUCCCUACGGGGCCGUGGGGGUGGACCUGGCGUUCGAGAAGCUGCUGUGCCAGAUUUUCGGGGAGGAUUUCAUCGGCACGUUCAAGGCGCGGCGCCCCGCCGCCUGGGUGGACCUGACCAUCGCCUUCGAGGCGCGGAAACGCGCGGCCGCCCCGUCCCGCUCCAGCCCCCUCAACAUCUCCCUGCCCUUCUCCUUCAUCGACUUCUACCGCAAACACCGCGGGCACAACGUGGAGACCGCGCUCCGCAAGAGCAAUGUGAACUUUGUGAAGUGGUCGUCGCAGGGGAUGCUCCGGAUGUCCCCGGAGGCCAUGAACGAGCUCUUCCAGCCCACCAUCACCCACAUCAUCCAGCACAUCGACUCCCUGCUGAAGAAGCCGGAGGUGGAGGGCGUCAAGUUCCUGUUCCUGGUCGGGGGCUUCGCGGAGUCCCCGGUGCUGCAGCGGGCGGUGCAGGCGGCCUUCGGCGCCCGCUGCCGCCUCGUCGUCCCGCAGGACGUGGGGCUCACCAUCCUCAAGGGCGCCGUGCUCUUCGGCCUCGACCCCGGCGUGGUGCGGGUGCGGCGCUCGCCCCUCACCUACGGCGUGGGCGUCCUCAACAAGUUCGUGGAGGGGAAGCACCCGCGGGAGAAGCUGCUGGUCAAGGAGGGCCGCAACUGGUGCACCGACGUCUUCGAGAAGUUCGUGUCCGUGGACCAGUCGGUGGCGCUGGGGGAGGUGGUCCAGCGCAGCUACUGCCCCGCGCGGCCCGGCCAGCGCCGCACCCUCAUCAACAUCUACUGCAGCGCCCGCGACGACGUGCGCUACAUCACCGACCCCGGCGUGCGCCACUGCGGCACCAUCAGCCUCCAGCUCGACGGGGACGGCGGGGACGGGGGGCGCGGGGGGCGCGGGGGGGACGCCGGCCCGGCGCGGGGCCGCAGGGAGAUCCGGGCCAGCAUGCAGUUCGGGGACACCGAGAUCAAGGUCACCGCCGUGGACACCCGCACGGCGCGGACGGUGCGGGCCACCAUCGACUUCCUGUCCAACUGAGCCCCACCAUCGACCUCCUGUCCAACUGAGCCCCACCAUCGACCUCCUGUCCAACUGAGAGCCCUGGGACUGCCACCAUCUACCAGGACCUGCCACCAUUGACCAGGACCUGCCACCAUCGACCUCCUGUCCAACUGAGACACCUGGGACUGCCACCAUUGACCUCCUGUCCAAUUGAGCCCCACCAUCGACUGCCUGUCCAACUGAGACACCCCGGGACCUGUCACCAUCAACUUCCUGUCCAACUGAGAGCCCUGGGACUGCCACCAUUGACUUCCUGUCCAACUGAGACACCCCAGGACUGCCACCAUCCACCAGGACCUGUCACCAUCGACCUCCUGUCCAACUGAGAGCCCUGGGACUGCCACCAUCCACCAGGACCUGUCACCAUCUACCAGGACCUGUCACCAUCAACUUCUUGUCCAACUGAGACAUUCUGGAACUGCCACCAUUGACUUCCUGUCCAACUGAGACACCUGGGACUGCCACCAUCGACCUCCUGUCCAACUGAGCCCCCACUAUCAACUGCCUGUCCAACUGAGCCCCAUCAUCAACCUCCUGUCCAACUGAGACACCCCGGGACUGCCACCAUUGACCAGGACCUGCCACCACCAACUUCCUCUCCAAUUGACACCUGAGACCCCCAGGACACCCCCCACUUUCAACUUCCUCUCCAAUUGAGACCCCCCCCAUCAUCACGGGGACCCCUGGGACCAUGAGGGCCAGCAUGGACUUCCCCUCCACCCGAGACCCCCCAGGACCUGCCACCAUCGAUUUCCUCCCCAAAUGAGACCCCCUGUCACUGUGGGCACCCCGAGGAUCUGCCACCCACUUGGUCACUCCAGCUGAGACCCCCCAGGCCCUGACCUGCUACCACCCAUUUCCCUCCCAGCUGAGACCCCCUGGAGCUGCCACCAUCACCCUCCUGCCCAGCUGAGACCCCCGGGAGUGCCACCAUCACCCUCCUGCCCAGCUGAGCCCCCCCAUAGCUGUGGGGACCCCAGGACCUCCCCAGCUGAGCCCCCCUGUCCCCAUGGGACACCCAGGACCUGCCUGCCCCUCUGGACCCCCCCAGCCCCGCUCUGGGCCCCCCCUGGGCACAAAGGGCCGGGCAGAGGGGACACUGAUGGCCCUGGGCCCCCCUGGGCCCCCCUGCCCCGGGACACCCCAAAAGUGCUGCCGGGGAGCGCAGCACCGAAACCUCCCACCCAGUGGGGUCUGAUGGGGGGGCUGCACUCCAAGGGGGGGCCCCAAACACAGGUAAGGAGCACCAUGGAGCCCCCAGGCCCCCCUUGCUGUGUUUGUAUAUAUAUAUAUAUUACAUGUCCCCCACACUCCCAGCCGGGACAGGGACAGUGACACGGGGGGGACAUGGGCCCCCACCCUCCCCCUGCCCCCCUUUAACUGGAAUUCGCCCCCCACCCCACCCAGGACUGUUUGGGAUCAUCCCUGGACACCCCUCCCCACACCCCAGGGAGCACAAAUCACUGUCCCUGACCCCCCCCCCCCCAGCCUGGGGGUGUCCCCUGUCCCCCCACCCUGUGCUCCCGGGGGGGUUAAUGCAGGGGAACUGGGCUCCAGCCCCUUCCCAGGGGGGUUUUAUUAUUUCCCAAGGUGGCAUUUUGUACUUUGGCCCCCCCCUCGUGCAUCCCCAGGCAUGUAAGAUAACUCUAUAUUUAUAUAUAUAUAUAUAUAUAUAUAUAUAGGCACAUAAAGCCUCCUGUUGCUUCAGAAA
This is a messenger RNA of Pseudopipra pipra, 4019 nucleotides long. It is a transcript of the gene HSPA12B, whose product is annotated as heat shock protein family A (Hsp70) member 12B. NCBI's taxonomy places the organism in Eukaryota, Metazoa, Chordata, Aves, Passeriformes, Pipridae. The transcript is spliced from 13 exons. Bases 212 to 2284 code for a protein of 690 amino acids. The record is from RefSeq and is a predicted model, not a curated record.